AUGUCCUGCUAUUCCCUCGUCGUUUCUGCCAGUCCUGCUCACUCUAUCCACCUGUGUGUUCGUACCACAAUUCUCCUCUUUGUCGGUAUGCGUCCGGAGGUUGUGAACGUGUCUGACUUUGCCAUGCCACUAGCACCGCUUCCAUGUGUAUGCCGUUUCGGACACACCGUCCAGUGGGCCCACCUGCACAUCGGACAAGGGAAGGGAGGGAGCGAGGUUUUCCCAAUCCAUCGUCACCUGCGUCCCACUUUGCCCUAUCUGCGGCAGGGUAGCAACGACAGGUGUGUCGCCGCAUUUAAUUUUCAUCGCCGCCAGUCGCUGCAUCACCUCGUCUGCCCAGUCCGCAAUCCUGGUCACAGGCUUUAUAGCCUUGCAGCCUUGACAAGGCGUGAGGCUGUUUCAGGUGAUGGUGUGGUUGACAUGUGUUUCGUGGGCAAGGCCUCGGGUGCCUCGGUGACUAGACCGGCUUAG
Protopolystoma xenopodis is the source of this 471-nucleotide messenger RNA. The record is from the annotation of a GenBank genome assembly. Lineage: Eukaryota; Metazoa; Platyhelminthes; Monogenea; Polystomatidea; Polystomatidae.